AUGUUGCAGUCCGAGUACUUUAGUUACAUCAUCAGCUCACUGCCCGCCCGAUCCUCCAUCAACCAGCUGCACCGCACUCUCCCGUCACUUCGGCCCCGAAUGGCGACGGCGACCGCAGAGGCCGACUCCAAAGAGUCCUCUGCUCAUCCUCAUCCUCAACCUCAGCCGCAACCUCAACCGCAGGCCCAGACACAGGCUCAGAACCCCGAUCCAAAGCCAUCCUCCCCUUAUGGUUAUCUCUUCGGCCCAGACAAGGCUCCAACACCGAUUCUCGAUGCUCUCCUUCGCGCUAUCGCCCAACAUAUUAUUCGCGAUAUUGGCGAUAGACAUGUUCAAGCCUUGACCCCCCAAAAGCUGGCAGCCUUCUAUAAGGCCGUUGGUGGUAACUAUGACUCCCUAUUUGUCGAUAUGCCAUUUCCCGCCAUAUCCUACAUUUGGCAGGUCACCGGCUGCCAGCACUCCAUGCAGCCCUCCGACAACGACUUCGACGCCCCUUCCGUCCCAGCCUUGACCCUUCGUGGCUUCGUUCGAUGGGAGUCGAUCGAGAUACUGCUGAGCCCCGAGGAACACGUACCUUUCAUCCAGCAGGCCGUCAAGAGCUGGAACCUGAAGCAUCCCGAGACGGGCGAACCCUUCCCCCCAGAUCUACCCGCAGAUGCACUGCCCAGCGAGCCAGACGCCGGAAUCGAGAAAUGGCACAAGAAAUGCGCUGAAAAACUGAGGAAGGCAGCAGUGCCAGACGAGGAGCCGGCAUCACCAAAGACUGCCCCUGCUCGCCCAGCAGAAAGAGACGAGCCGAGAGUGAAGGCAGCAUACGUGCACGUCCGAAAUCCCUACCCGCCCAAGGGAUCACCGAAGCCCUCACCUCCGCCUCGUGGUCCUCAGGCAGACUACUUCGUUCCGCCAAGCCGACCACCAGUUGCUUACAGCCAUGUUCCUGGGGGUCACGCCGCGAAUCGGUACCCCCCAUCUCGCCUCAAUAUUCCCCAGAGGACCCCAGACCAAGAUCGAUUCCGAGGACAGAACUCUCCUGACGACCGUCGACGCCGCAGCUUUUCCGACUACCCGUCUCCUCCACAGGAUCCGCACGCCAACCCUGAGCACUUGCAUCCCAAUCGACCGCCCAUGCAACCCCGCCGACACAGCCAGCCUCGACACUAUUCUUCGUCCUCAACGUCUGAUUCCGAGGACGCGGCGAGUCCGCGAUCUAAACGUCGCCCUCAUACACAUCAUUCAAACGAGCCGCCACCACCCGGUUUCCGUCGUAUGGGCGCUCCCUCGAUACCCCAGCCGCCACCUGUCACUCGUGUACAUCGUGCGGAAUUAAGACCAGAGGAUGCAAGGCGUCGUAGUAUUCCAGUCGUAGAUGGCAUCAGGGAAAAAAUCAGCGAGAAAGUGGCGUCCAUUCUUCCCACUGGACGAUCACCAGAAAGACAUCGAAGCACCUCCGGUCGUCGAAGCGAUCCACCAUCUCGCCGAAGCCGAGAGCACUUGCCUUCAUCUAGGCUCAACCGCAGUUGGCCCGAUAUUGCAUCGGAGGACUCGGAAGCUUCAGACUCGGAAGAAGAGCGCCGCCGCCGAUUCAAAGCCCGAGAACGUAGGGAACUGGAAGAAAGAGAGCAACGGGAAAGGGAGAGAGCUAGAGAGAGAGAUCGCGGUCGAGAGCGAGACCGUAGACGCGAAAGAGAAAGAGAAAGAGACCGUGACAGAGACCCAGAACGCGAGCGUGACCGUGACCGCGUCGUGAACUGGGAGAGAGAAGAAGAUAUGGAGGCUCGUAAGCGAAGGGAACGGCCGGUCGUGCGGCCUGAAGCGACACGCCGAACGAGUAGCCAUGCGGAUGUGGACCGCAUGCGAGGAAGGCCUGAGCCUCCAUGGGAUCCUCGGGAUCCCCGCGAUCGGGAACUGAGAGAUGAUAGAGAUAGAAAGCGAUGGAGAGAGCGCGGGGGAAGCCCGGUCAUCUCUGGCGUUGGGGGGCGACAAUACCCAGCUCCGCCGAUGCGGAACUAA
Messenger RNA from Colletotrichum costaricense, 2010 nucleotides. RefSeq lists its product as uncharacterized. Bases 1 to 2010 code for a protein of 669 amino acids. The transcript has 4 exons. The record is from RefSeq and is a predicted model, not a curated record. Lineage: Eukaryota; Fungi; Ascomycota; Sordariomycetes; Glomerellales; Glomerellaceae.